Strongylus vulgaris is the source of this 327-nucleotide messenger RNA. The record is from the annotation of a GenBank genome assembly. Lineage: Eukaryota; Metazoa; Nematoda; Chromadorea; Rhabditida; Strongylidae.
AUGAGUGAAUUGCAUGUUGGAACACCGGAAGCGCUGCUACAGAGAGAGCGCCAACCGAGAACCGGACGACGAGAGCGUCUGCAAAAGAGCGUUCGAUCGUUGCGGCCCGAGAAAAACACACUGUGCCCCGUAGCCCGCCGCCGUCAGCCGUGGGUUAGAGAGCAUGGGACGGCUGCCAUCGUCUCGUCGUUGUCGUCCCUUCCUGGCCCCCACGCUUUCCCUACUAGUCGCUUCCCCACAACUCCCCAUCGGAAUGCUUCCAUUUGCUUGAUAAUGCUUUUUAUGUGUAAAAUUAAGGCUGUUGAUGUGUUUGGGAUGAAUUAUUAA